GGGUCAGUCUUGUCUGAAAUCAUGGAAAACUGGAAUACCACCUCAGAUUUCAUUCUCCUAGGACUCUUUAAUCACACAGGAGCCCACCAAUUUCUCUUUGUGUUGGUUCUGAUAACUGCCUUCACCUCUCUUGUGGGCAAUGCCCUCAUGCUUCUCCUGAUUCUCCUGGACUCUGGGCUCCACAGGCCCAUGUACUUCCUACUGAGCCAACUCUCCCUCAUGGACAUGAUACUGGUUAUCACUAUCGUGCCUAAAAUGGCUGCUGACUAUUUGACCGGCAGGACGCUCAUCUCCCCAGUUGGCUGUGGGUUUCAGAUCUUCUUCUUCCUCACUUUGGAAGGGGGUGAGUGCUUCCUCUUAGCAGCCAUGUCCUAUGACCGCUAUGUCGCUAUUUGCCAUCCACUGAGAUACCCAGUCCUCAUGAGCUGGCAAUUAUGCUUAAGAAUGACUUUGGGAUCGUGGUUCCUUGGCGCAGCUGAUGGGCUCAUGCAGGCUGCUGCUACCCUGAACUUCUCAUUUUGCAGGACACAUGAGAUCGAUCAUUUUUUUUGUGAGGCCCCGUCUCUGGUGCAUUUGGCUUGUGCUGACACUUCUGUCUUUGAGUAUGCUAUGUAUGUGUGCUGCGUGUUAAUGCUCCUAGUCCCCAUUUCCCUCAUCUUGAUUUCCUAUAGUCUCAUCCUUGCCGCUGUUCUCCAGAUGUGUUCUAAUGAAGCCCGCAAGAAGGGUUUUGCCACUUGCUCCUCACAUAUUUCCGUGGUGGGACUGUUUUUUGGAGCAGCCAUUUUUACCUACAUGAGACCCAAAUCCUUUAGGUCAGCUAACCAUGAUAAGGUUGUGUCAGCAUUUUAUACUAUCUUCACCCCUGUGUUGAACCCCCUCAUCUAUAGUCUGAGGAACAGUGAGGUCAAGGGAGCUCUGCGAAAGUGUAUGGAUCAGUGUGCUGCCUUAAGUCAUGAUUAG
Molecule: messenger RNA, 960 nt
Organism: Cervus elaphus (red deer)
Lineage: Eukaryota; Metazoa; Chordata; Mammalia; Artiodactyla; Cervidae
Product: olfactory receptor 2T12-like
Exons: 1
Coding region: 22-960 (312 amino acids)
Biological process (GO): G protein-coupled receptor signaling pathway
Cellular component (GO): membrane
Molecular function (GO): G protein-coupled receptor activity; olfactory receptor activity
Source: RefSeq, a predicted model, not a curated record